This is a messenger RNA of Jaminaea rosea, 604 nucleotides long. RefSeq lists its product as hypothetical. The transcript has 2 exons. Bases 60 to 404 code for a protein of 114 amino acids. NCBI's taxonomy places the organism in Eukaryota, Fungi, Basidiomycota, Exobasidiomycetes, Microstromatales. The record is from RefSeq and is a predicted model, not a curated record.
CCUUGUCCGCACACCGUUUGUCAUGUGGGAGCGCAUAUUAUCAAGCCAGUCGGGUUGCCAUGCUCGCCCUGCUGGUGUCGCUCACUGAGGCGUACGAGGACUCGCGCGCGCCAGCAACGUCCUCGUCAGCCCUGGUGAUGCCUUCGAGCUCCUCAAACGUAGCAGGAGGGCAAAGCGAUGCUCCUUCUGCGUACUCUGAUACCGCUGCCUGCAAAGUUCAGGCCUUCACCGCAAGCCCGCACGACCUGAUUCCUCACUGGGGACCCUGCCCAAUAGCGAUGUCCAAAUGCUCGAACCUCGUGUGCCCCUUUGACCAAAGCCGACAUGGAGGGGUACACGAUCGGACCGAUAAUUUGCGAUGGUGCGACGCGAGUCCAAGACAGCAAUGGCAUCUUUCCAGAUAGCGGAUACGGGGCUUCUGACGCCACACUCUACGUCUGCUCCUGCAGCAACCGAUUCACUACUGGCGUCGAGGUGCAGCUGGUACGAUACGCCGGCCUACGACAGCGUCUCCUAUUGGGUCGAUUGCUUCGAAGAGGAUAGCAGCGGUAGCAAGAAGCAUCUCCCGCUUCCACUCGCGGACAUGGUGAGGGGACCCAUUCUU